Lobosporangium transversale is the source of this 1278-nucleotide messenger RNA. RefSeq names its product WD40-repeat-containing domain protein. NCBI's taxonomy places the organism in Eukaryota, Fungi, Mortierellomycota, Mortierellomycetes, Mortierellales, Mortierellaceae. The coding region runs from base 1 to 1278 and encodes 425 amino acids. Gene Ontology annotation, cellular component: small-subunit processome; Pwp2p-containing subcomplex of 90S preribosome. Gene Ontology annotation, molecular function: protein binding. Gene Ontology annotation, biological process: rRNA processing. The transcript is spliced from 4 exons. The record is from RefSeq and is a predicted model, not a curated record.
AUGUUCGGAGGCAAACCUGCAUGGGUUGAUCCGGAUGAUAAGACGCUCACCAUUUCUUUGAAGUCUGUUAACCGCCUCAAAAAGUUGCGUAAAGAGGAAGCAGAGGAUAUUGUCAAUGGUGUUGAUUAUGAGCAGAGACUGAGGAAACAAUUCGAAAAAGUUUAUCCAGUACCAAGCUGGGCAUUACCUGAAGGAUCACGGAAACGUCAUUCAGAUUACUCGGACGAAGAGCAGGAACAGGAACAGGAGCAUUCAUUAUUAUCGAGCAGCAAGGGAUUCUUGGAGAAAUCUGACAAGCUCCGGAUCUUGUCACCCGAAUCCAUUUCUGUUACUCGUGUCAAGAAUGCUAAUCAGAUGGCUUAUUCAAAAUCAGUGAUCCAAUCCGUAGAGUUUCAUCCUAGUGGUCAGAUGUUGCUCACUGCAGGAUUCGAUCGCACCUUACGUUUAUUUCAAAUUGAUGGCAAGCUGAAUCAGAUGAUGCAGUCCAUUUUCUACAAGGAUAUGCCCAUCUACAAGGCAGCAUUCUCAGCAACGGGAUCUGAAAUUGUCGCCAGCGGUCGACGUAAAUACUUUUAUGUGUUGGAUAUUGAGGCUGGCAAAGUUGAGAAAUCAGAUGGUAUCUACGGACGUCAAGAGAAAUCGCUCGAGAAAUUUUCACUUUCCCCCUGUGGAGAAUGGUUUGCGUUCUUGGGACGUGAUGGUUAUAUUGUCUUGGUCUCAAGCAAGACAAGACAAUGGGUCAAGAACUUGAAGAUGAAUGGAAAUGUCAGAGCUGUAGCCUGGUCCUCUGACUCGGCUUUCCUUUAUUCUGUUGGAGGUGAUGCAGAGAUCUAUCAGUGGGAAGUCAGCACAGGAAAAUGUUUACAUCGAUUCAUGGACGAAGGUGGUUUCCGUCCCACUUGCUUGGCUGUUUCGCCCAAUGAUCAAUUCUUUGCAGUCGGUUCCAAGAGUGGUAUUGUCAACAUCUAUGACCGUACAUGCUUAACGACACGCAAUCCUAAGGCUUUGCGAGCGAUUGGCAACUUGACGACAGCAAUCCAUACCAUGCGUUUCAAUCAUGACUCUCAAAUCCUGGCCAUUUCCUCGAAGGGCCGUAAGGACCAACUUCGUUUGAUUCAUAUUCCGUCGCUCAAAGUCUUCCCCAAUUGGCCAACGAAGGGCACACCACUCUCCUAUGUUUCCUCACUAACCUUCUCACCAAGGAGUGGAUACCUUGCGAUUGGCAAUGAUAAAGGCAAAGUCUUGCUCUACCGUCUUAACCAUUAUCCAUCUGCAUAA